GCUGUCUUCUCCUCAUACAUGACUUCACGAUUAGCCACACUCAAGUUGUCUCAUUUCAAUUCCACCGAACAUCAUCCGCGCACACUACCGGCUUUCGGACAUGACGGAAAGCUCGCCGAACAAACUGAUCGGGGACGGCUGUUAUCGGACCUCCAACGGGAAGCAAAUGACUAAAAAUGGCUUCGUGAAGACCCACUGUCUCUUCCAACAACCCCCGAAGAAGUAUCGUCGCCCCGGGGACAAGAACCAGAAUGUCCUGUACAACACCAGCCUGUACAAGAGACCGUUUGUGGAGUCGUUCGAGGAGACGCCCCUACUGGUGGCCGUGCUCACCUACAUGGGCUACGGCAUCCUCACCGUGUUCGGAUACCUGCGAGACUUCCUCCGCCACUGGAACAUCGAGAAGUGUCACGUGGCCCGGGAGAGGGACGAGCAGAAGGAUUUCGUUCCUCUGUACCAGGACUUUGAGAACUUCUACACUCGGAACUUGUACAUGAGGAUCAGAGACAACUGGAACCGGCCCAUCUGCAGCGUCCCUGGAGCCAAGAUGGACCUGAUGCACCGAGUGUCCCCAGACUACAACUGGACCUUUGAGCACACGGGGAAAGUGGUGAAGGAUGUCAUCAACAUGGCCUCCUACAACUACCUGGGCUUCGCUGAGAGAACUGGAGCCUGCGCUGAGUCCGCCCUGGAGACCACCCACAAGUACGGGGUCGGAGUGGGCAGCACCAGAUGUGAGCUGGGAAACCUGGACAUCCACGAGGAGAUGGAGCAGCUGGUUGCCCGGUUCCUUGGCGUGGAGUCAGCCAUGGCGUUUGGCAUGGGCUUCGCUACAAAUUCCAUGAACAUUCCUGCGCUAACGGGGAAGGGCUGUCUCAUUCUGAGUGAUGAGUUGAACCAUGCGUCUCUGGUUCUGGGGGCGCGUCUGUCUGGGUCCACUAUCCGGGUCUUCAAACACAACAAUAUGCAGAGUCUGGAGAAGCUGCUGAGAGAUGCCAUUGUUCACGGACAGCCCAGAACACAUCGCCCCUGGAAGAAAAUCCUGAUUGUGGUUGAGGGCAUUUACAGUAUGGAGGGCUCUAUUGUGCGUCUGCCUGAGAUCAUCGCCCUGAAGAAGCGUUAUACGUACCUGUACCUGGACGAGGCUCACAGCAUCGGGGCCCUGGGACCCCGUGGCCGGGGAGUGGUGGACUACUUCGGAUUAGACCCCAGAGACGUGGACAUCAUGAUGGGCACAUUUACUAAGAGUUUUGGGGCAGCUGGAGGGUACAUCGGGGGCAAAAAGGAGCUGAUUGACUACUUGAGGAUACAGUCCCACAGUGCGCUGUAUGCCACCUCAAUGUCGCCCCCUGUGGCUCAGCAGAUCAUUACAUCUAUGAAGAUCAUCAUGGGGGAGGACGGGACACAGCUCGGUGCAGAGCGUCUGAGGCAGCUUUCAGAAAACACCACCUACUUCCGCCAGAGACUCCGGGACAUGGGCUUCAUCAUCUACGGCAACAACGACUCGCCCGUGGUCCCCCUCAUGCUCUACAUGCCCGCCAAGAUCGGGGCUUUCGGGCGGGAGAUGGUCAAGAGGAACAUCGGCACGGUGGUGGUGGGCUUUCCGGCCACGCCCAUCAUCGAGUCCAGGGCACGCUUCUGUAUCUCCGCCGCCCACACCAGAGACAUGCUGGACACGGCGCUGGCGGCCAUCAGUGAAGUGGGCGACCUGCUUCAGCUGAAGUACUCCCGCUGCGAGCAGCCCCUGCCCUCCCUGAGCUGGGCGUCUGACGAGAGUCUGCUCCAGGACUGAGCUAUGUGUCUCUGUCCUCGCCCUGUGCCUCCUCCUGAGUCCAUCUACUGAACCUGAGACUGAACCUUCUCACCAGAGCCCACAUCUCCUGCCCUGAUCAUCUCUCCUGCCCCGAUAAUCUCUCCUGCCCCGAUCAUCUCUCCUGCCCCCGUAACCACCUCUCCUGCCCCCGUAACCAUCUCUCCUACCCCUAUAACUAUCUCUCCUGGUCCCAUAACCAUCUCUCCUGCCCCAAUGACCUCUCCUGCUCCCAUCUUUGCCCCAAUCACAUCUCCUGCCCUGACCACCUCUCCUACCCUCAUCUCCUGGCCCAUCACCUCUCUUCAUCACCUCUCCUCAUCACCCCUCCUGCCCCGAUUACCCCUCCUGCCCCCAUUAAAUAACCAAAGUCUUCAUCACUGAUCCGACCAGGAGCAGAAGCAGCUCCUCUCCCUCACGUCUCAUCUGCUCGGUUUGUCCUGGCUGUCUCCGAAUGCAUCGCUCCAGUGUGUGCACAUCUAAUGUAUGUCUAAAUAAUGUGCAAUAAGAAUAUUUUUCUAUAUUUAAAAAUGAAAAUAAUGAUUGCCUUGGCUUCAUAGAAUAAAUAUGUAAGUAUGUAAAAAAAAAAGAAAAAGUCUAAGGUCUAACCAGUGAGACGCUUUGGUGCACACAGGGAGAAGGCAGCGUAUGUACAUAUAACUUAUUGCUGUUGGUGGGAAGUCUACCUGACGACAGCAGCCCUAACCUCAAAAGAGAUCUACCGAAGUCUAUCUACAGAAGUAACCUGAGCACACACUGUAUUUAUCCAAUGCUUUUUCCUAAAUACUUUUACUUGAACAGAAAAAAGUCAAUAUUUGGUGAAUCCUCUGACCAAAGGAUGUAAAUGAAUAGCUCUAUUUUAUACCUUACCGUUCAAAUGCAAAGCAGAUGUUCUAAAGGAUAAAACGUUAACAGGGGAAAAGAUCCUGGGGAGCAAGGCUAAGGAAUAUUUUUUACUGCUAGUUUUCUAUAAAAAUGAAAUCGGCCUUAUUUACUGUUUACACCUGCAGUCGACAUAAACGUGAGCCCGGCGUCUGUAACAUUUCUUUAAGCUAACAAGCUACAUGUGUGAUUUGUUUUUUUCUCACUAAAUCACAUUGUUUGUGAAUGAGCGUUGCCAUGGCGCACUGUAAUGUAAAGUCUGUACGCAUGACGAUGGCACCAUCUGAAGUACGGACCAUAGUUUUAUUUAUUGAAGUCUUAAUAAGAUUUUUCGCUCGACAUUGAACUGUUCCACAAAAGGCAGCUGAAGUGUCCCUUGUAUGUUCGAAGUCUUCACUCGGUGCAUAAACUACUGACGAGCAUUGUAAAGCAGAGGUGGAGGUGGGAGGUGUUUCUACUGCACACAUUUCACUCUUGAUACUUUGCAGCUGAUUUCCUUGGCGGUGUGAAGCUAUCUGUAGGCACUGCUCUGUCUGAGGCUUGUAAGAGUUGAAUCAGAGCUUCGUUUAAACACAAUCUAACAGAAAAAAGUGACUUAGCUGGACAGUUUUUCAGUUAGUGACCAAAUCCUUUUUUUUUUUUUUUUUCUACCUUCAAACUUUUUUCUCUGUGGUCAUUGUGUCACCAUGGUAAGUAGUCCAAUGAGAUUCAUUUGAUCUUCCGACAUUUUAUGUUAUUAGGUUCUUUUUCAGACCUAGAGUUUUGUUUCAUACCUGACAGUUUUAACUGCUCACUAGCGAGCCCACAGGAUGAUAAACCAGGACGAGGGGGCUUUUUUACUCACACACCUGGGAUACUGUCCUGAGGAAGUCAGACUGCAGAUGGUGCUGUCAUCCUGCCUCCACCGGGAGGAAGACAGCACCAAAACCUGUAUAAAUCAGCUGACUGGACACGUCACAGCAACAUCACGUGACUCUGAGGAAGAACACUAGUGGGCAGUCAAAACUGUCAGGUAUGAAACAAAACUGUAGGUCUGAAAAAAGAACCUAAUAACAUAACACACCAUGGUAACUGUUGAACAUUCUGCCAAUAGACAUAUUUGUAGAACACCCCCAGCGCGAUGUCACUGCAAAGUAUCAGUUAUAAUUUUGUCCAUGUUUUUUUUUUCCUUUUUUUUUUUUUUACUUGAUUGUACAAUAUACAUGAAAAGGAGUAUGUGGGAAGAGAUACAAAGUAAAUGUCAAACUGUCCAAGUCCAGAAUCGUGGCUGCGGCGCAUAUGUGCAGCAGCUCCACCACUGAGCCACACAACAACACCACACUAGUGUUAAAUGUGAAGGUUAUAAGUGCAAACUACUCUCUCUUUACCUUAUGGCCUGACAGCUAUAGGGAUGUCAACACUGUUACAUUGUGAUGGUUCAGGUCACAAUAUAAUAGUGAGAGCUAAAAAGUAGAAUAAACUUGACCAUUUUAGGAACAAAAGGAAAAAAAUGGAGAAUAGAAGAACAGAAAAGAAUAGAAGAGUACUUUACUCUAACUUUACUCUGGAUUAAAGUCUCUAUGACAGGUCAAACCGCUCAAACAUUUUUACUAAAACACAGUUACGAUGUAUAACUAAAAAUAUCAAUCUUUUUCUCGCUGGGCCAAAGCUCCUCUAAUGUGCACUUGUGACUUGUGACAUCCACACUUGUACCCAUAAGGCCUUGGUUUCAUGGGUAGUUUUGCACCACAGUUACAAAUACCUCCUUGUACUUAAAGGGCCCGUUAUACGCAGUUUUCUGAUCUCUGCUCUAAUGUCGUUUCCUCAUCACAAACAGACCUGGAGCUGUGUUUUGUUUCAUCACACAUGUUUGAGUCAAUCUUUAUUAUAAGUCUGUCCAGGUGUGUUUUUGAGGAGAUAACAACAUUAGAACUUGACUUAAAGCUCACAACACAAGAGUCACUUUUGCGUCAUAUGGGACCUUUAAUCCGCCACAUGCUACUGACCACUUUCCAACAACUUCCACCUCUGUUGAAUCGCAUAUGCCCAGAUGAAGUAGUAGCUGAUUUUUGCAUAUAUAAGACUGGCAUUCCACUGUACUUUUUUGUUGUUGUUGUUUAUUUAGUAUUACAAUGCCGUUUGUCUGACAUUGUGUGUAAAUACUGGCACUCAGAUCUCCCUCCAUCUGUUGAAAUCUUUUUGUGCGUGUGUAUUUUGUUUUUCUAAUUUACAGAUGUGAAAUAGAGGCCUGGACAGUCUAUGGCUCUAAAUAUGAUCAUUCCUUUAUUAUUAAUGUGCAUAAGUUAAAUAGACCCAAGACCAUCUGAUGUUACGUUUUAUCACUGUUUUGUUUAAGUCCUUUAUAUUAUAUUAUUUUAUUUUUGAAUCUUUCCAUGGUAUAUUUUUUUAUUAUCAUUAUAUACAUGAGAAAAUGCUCAGUGAUAUAUUUGACACAGUAAAUUUCUUUGUACUUUGACGAUAUUUUCCAUCACAUUUUGUACAUCUGUGACAUCAGAUAUUCAGUGAGGGCAAAAAUGUAUUUGAAAACAGUUCAAAUACAGAUUACUGAAACUUUGACACUUGAAGAUGAAUUAGUUGCUUUUGCUAUUUAAGUUGUAUUAGAAGACACUGAGAACUUUAAGCCAUGAUGUUGGAAACGGUCCUGUAUUAAAAAACUUCUUUCUACCACAAA
This is a messenger RNA of Boleophthalmus pectinirostris (great blue-spotted mudskipper), 5363 nucleotides long. It is a transcript of the gene sptlc2b, whose product is annotated as serine palmitoyltransferase, long chain base subunit 2b. Gene Ontology annotation, molecular function: pyridoxal phosphate binding; serine C-palmitoyltransferase activity. Gene Ontology annotation, biological process: ceramide biosynthetic process; sphingosine biosynthetic process. Lineage: Eukaryota; Metazoa; Chordata; Actinopteri; Gobiiformes; Gobiidae. Gene Ontology annotation, cellular component: serine palmitoyltransferase complex. The record is from RefSeq and is a predicted model, not a curated record.